AUGGUUGACAAGCUAAACUUUUUCUUUCUUUCAUUUGGCUUUCUUUCUUUCUUUCUUUCUUUCUUUCUUUCUUUCUUUCUUUCUUUCUUUCUUUCUUUCUUUCUUUCUUAUAUCUGUCUGCAUAUAGACGAUAAGGCGCCUACUCUAGAGAAUCUAUUGCACCCCUUAAAUUCCUCGACUCUAUCUAUCUAUCUAUCUAUCUAUCUAUCUAUCUAUCUAUCUAUCUAUCUAUCUGUGUCUGUCUGUCUGUCUGUUCAGGAAUUUAAGUUGAUAAGAACUAGCGUAUCUCGUCAUCUUGGUAUGUCUUUCAUCAUCAUCAUCAUCAUCAUCAUCAUCUCUUUCUCUUAUCUCUACCCAUUUGUGUGUGUAUGGCUUUUCAUUUCGUUGUUUCUUUAUCCAUCAUUUUACAUCUCCUUUCUAUCUAUCUAUCUAUCUAUCUAUCUAUCUAUCUAUCUAUCUAUCUAUCUAUCUCACUUUGGCUCCCUAGCUACCUAUCUCUUAACCUUUCUCUCUCUCUCUCUCUCUCUCUCUCUCUCUCUUGCUCUCGCUCUCUCUUUCUUUCUUGACGUUACUCUUUUUCUCUCAUUUUCUUUCGGUAUUAAAUGGUUGGAGGGUACACAGUCGAAACAAUCUAUCUAUCUAUCUAUCUAUCUAUCUAUCUAUCUAUCUAUCUAUCUAUCUAACAACCAAGAUGAAAACAAUAGUCGGGGGCAAAGUUGUAUCAACAUAACAGUGAGUGAUGACAUGACUGUGACAGAAAGUAUAGCGGUCAGUGGGAAGCACACAGCCGUUGUAGCUGCUCAACAUGAGAAGACCUCUCAUGACAUUUACAUCCAAGACGGAAAGAGCGGAGAUGGCACUGCUGUAGCUGUUGAAGCUGCUGCCGAGGAUACUGCUGAAGCCUCUGUGCCGACCAGUGACCCACCCCCGAGCAGCAGUGGAAGCAACAGCAACAGUGACUCUGCCAAUAGCGACGGGGACAAGAAAUCUCAGGAACACAGUUCGGCUGCAAGAAUGGGCGUUGCAAUGAGCCUUGGUUGCGUCUUUGUCGCCGCCGCCAUAGGAAUGACGCAGCUUUAA
Molecule: messenger RNA, 1080 nt
Organism: Acanthosepion pharaonis
Lineage: Eukaryota; Metazoa; Mollusca; Cephalopoda; Sepiida; Sepiidae
Source: the annotation of a GenBank genome assembly